Molecule: messenger RNA, 1003 nt
Organism: Passer montanus (Eurasian tree sparrow)
Lineage: Eukaryota; Metazoa; Chordata; Aves; Passeriformes; Passeridae
Gene: SNRPE
Product: small nuclear ribonucleoprotein polypeptide E
Exons: 4
Coding region: 150-482 (110 amino acids)
Biological process (GO): mRNA splicing, via spliceosome; spliceosomal snRNP assembly
Cellular component (GO): U4 snRNP; U2 snRNP; U5 snRNP
Source: RefSeq, a predicted model, not a curated record
ACCACCACUAUCCCACAGUGCCCCGCGCUUUCAUUUCCCUCAGACCGCCAGUAUCCCACAGUGCCCCGCGCUCCAUCCCCUCACGGCGCCCCGCGCUCCAUCCCCUCACACCGCCGCCGUCCCUCCGCGCCCCGCGGCCCCGCGCAGCCAUGGCGUACCGCGGGCAGGGCCAGAAGGUGCAGAAGGUGAUGGUGCAGCCCAUCAACCUGAUCUUCCGCUACCUGCAGAACGUGAGGGUUUUUUGCGGGGGGUGGGGUUGUGGUUUUGGGCUUUUUUUGGGAUUCCUGUGUUUUGGGUGUUUUUUAGGGUGUUUCUGGGGUCUCACCGGGGCUGUGCUGCUCCUGCAGGGCUUUGAUGAGUACAUGAACCUGGUGCUGGAUGAUGCUGAGGAAAUUCACUCCAAAACCAAAUCCAGGAAGCAGCUGGGUCGGAUCAUGCUGAAGGGGGACAACAUCACCCUCCUGCAGAGCGUCUCCAGUUAGGGACCAGGACAGCCCCGAGCUCCUGGGGAUCCUGUUUUGUACUCGGGCUUUUGGGGAAUAAAAUGGGGUUUUUCACAAAAGCUGGCAGUGGGGUCCCAGGCUCGGGGUGGGGAAAUGAUCCCAGGGGUUUGCCCUGGGGGUUGGGUCUGGGGGCUCAAGUUUUCCCACACCAAGCCCUGUAUCCCAAAAACAAUUCCAUCUUCCCCAGAUCAAUCCCAUCUUUCUAAAAUCCAUCUGUUCUUCUCAGAAAUAAUCCUUAAUUUCCCCAAACAAAUCCCUUUAUCCCAUAACCAAUCCCUUCUUCCCAAACCAAAUCCCUUUUUCCUGAGACCAGUCCCUUCUUCCCCACAAAAAAUCCCUUAUUCUUAAAAAUAAUCUUUUUUUUUCCCCAAAACCAAUAUCAUUAUCCCAAAAAAAUCCUUUUCCCAAACAAAUCCCUUUUCCCAAAAAACUAAUCUCUUUAUGCCAAAUUCAUCUUCUUUUUUACCCCCCAAAAUAAAUAUCUUUAUCCCAAAAUCAAA